AUUAUUCUUUGUCUACUUCGCACGGAAAAGAGAAGACAAGGAGAGAGAUCCAGAAGAAGAAGAAGAAGAAGAAGAAGAGAAGAUGGCUUUGCAAUGGCUGAUUUUGUCGUACGUGGUGGCCGCCGAAGUUGUGAUCGCGGUGUUGCUGACUUUACCGUACCCUAUGCUAGUGAAGAAACGCGUCGUGUCACUUGUCUCUCUCAUUCUCCAACCUGCUGCUUCCAUCGUCGCCUUCGCCGCCUUUCAGCUCUGCGAUAUAUACUGGAAGAAUGAACAUAGACUCUCUUGCUCAUCUGAGGUCUGCACUGCUACAGAGCGUGACCGUUACGAGAAAUCUAUCUACAAGGCUCAGAGGAAUGCUGUUCUGUGCGCUGCAGGAAUUCUUCUCUACUGGUGCAUCUACCGUAUCUGCAAGUACAACAAGGACCUGGAGCUUUUGGAAGAAGCUGUGAAGAGAGAGACACACAAGGACGAGUAAUCUACUUGAGUAUAGAGAGACUUGGUUCCUCAAAACCAUAUAAGUAAAGUCUUUUAUUGUUUUCUUACAUCUAAUACCACUAAACCUGAAGAAAACAGUGACUAUCAACAACAGCUUGUAAACAAAUAUAUAUCAUCAGUGUUCAAUGCUUA
Raphanus sativus (radish) is the source of this 630-nucleotide messenger RNA. RefSeq lists its product as uncharacterized. NCBI's taxonomy places the organism in Eukaryota, Viridiplantae, Streptophyta, Magnoliopsida, Brassicales, Brassicaceae. The record is from RefSeq and is a predicted model, not a curated record. Gene Ontology annotation, biological process: endoplasmic reticulum to Golgi vesicle-mediated transport; intracellular protein transport. The transcript has 4 exons. Gene Ontology annotation, cellular component: endoplasmic reticulum membrane; endoplasmic reticulum. Bases 83 to 478 code for a protein of 131 amino acids.